AUGGGUCCUCAGAUGAAGCUUUUCGCGGGGCCCCUGUCGGCCUGCACCCGACCAACCUGCCUGUCGGGUCCGCUGGCGACCUUUUCUCUGGCGCGGUCCUUCUCGACUACCUCUCCCGCCCUUGACUGGCUCACUCCGAAGUUCGCCGAGAAGUCGAAAUCGCCGAAAGGUCGCCCCCAUGUCGCUACCGGUGGAUCAACUCGCGGAACAACAGUGGUGUGGGGAGACUUUGGCCUCCGAAUGAAGGACCAUGACCGCCGGAUGCCGGCCUCCGCUUUGAAGAUUGCAGAGGAGACCAUCAAGCGACGAUUGCGAGGAAUGAACUACAAGCUUUACAAGCGUGUCAGCGCCAACAUUGGUGUGUACACCAAGGGUAACGAACAGCGUAUGGGUAAGGGUAAGGGUAAAUUCGAUUACUGGACUGUGCGCUUGCCCGUGAGCCGUGUCGUUUUCGAGCUGAAGGGAGAUUUGCACGAGAAGGUCGCUCGUGAGGCAUUCAGAUUGGCUGGUCACAAGCUGCCCGGCCUUUGGGAGUUUGUCCGGAAGGACGACCCGCCGGUCGUUGGAAUCACAAAACUUGGUAAUGGUGUUACUCUCGACUCUCUCAAGCGCGCCCGCCGCAACCCUCCUCUGGGAACCAACGAUCUCCAGAACCCGCCGCAAAGCGCCUCCUCCAGCACCUCUUCCACUCAAUAA
Molecule: messenger RNA, 696 nt
Organism: Penicillium argentinense
Lineage: Eukaryota; Fungi; Ascomycota; Eurotiomycetes; Eurotiales; Aspergillaceae
Product: mitochondrial 54S ribosomal protein uL16m
Exons: 3
Coding region: 1-696 (231 amino acids)
Biological process (GO): mitochondrial translation
Cellular component (GO): mitochondrial large ribosomal subunit; ribosome
Molecular function (GO): rRNA binding; structural constituent of ribosome
Source: RefSeq, a predicted model, not a curated record